GAGAGCAGAGAGCUGGAGGGAGCGCCAGGUCCUCCUGCUACAGACCUCCUCUCUGAACACCUCCUCGUCUCUGACACCAGCUGGACUUUCUCUCUGCUGUCAGCAUGUGAGGACGUGGAGCUAUCUUCAUUUGGAGCAGCUCCUCCUCCACCAUGAGCGUCUUCUCCAGUUCGAUGGCUGGUCUGGGGUCGGAGGUGUGUGGCGACACCGCCUCCCUGGUCUCUUUGGAGUCAAGCGUUUUCCUCAGCGAGCGGACGGCGUCCUGCGUCAGCGACACACUCAACUUCUUCAUCAUCAACGUUGGCGGGAGUCGCUACAUGCUGUCGCAGGAUCUGCUGGCGUCCUACCCGGAGACCCGGCUGGGGAAACUGGCCUGCUGCAGCCGAGACUCGGCGCUGGAGCUCUGCGACGAUGCCGACUUCCUGGAGAACGAAUUCUUCUUUGACAGGAACUCCCAGGCUUUCCAGUAG
This is a messenger RNA of Maylandia zebra (zebra mbuna), 470 nucleotides long. The record is from RefSeq and is a predicted model, not a curated record. NCBI's taxonomy places the organism in Eukaryota, Metazoa, Chordata, Actinopteri, Cichliformes, Cichlidae.